UUCCACCGCCCCCCUCCGACGCCGCCCCGAGCCCUGCCCGCUAGGGCCGUCCCGGCGGCGGGUGCGGGCAGCGCAGCGCAGCGCCAUGGCGGCGGGGCUACGGUUUGACGGCCGUGUGGUGCUGGUCACCGGCGCCGGAGGAGGUUUGGGCAGAGCUUAUGCACUCGCUUUUGCUGAAAGAGGAGCUUCAGUGGUUGUGAAUGAUCUUGGAGGUGACUUCAAGGGAUAUGGCAAGAGCUCCUCAGCUGCUGACAAAGUUGUCAGUGAAAUCAGAGCAAAAGGAGGGAAAGCAGUACCCAAUUAUGAUUCAGUGGAAGAUGGUGAAAAGCUUGUGAAGUCAGCACUUGAGGCUUUUGGGAGGAUAGAUAUUGUCAUAAACAAUGCAGGGAUUUUAAGAGACCGUUCCUUUGUUCGGAUAAGUGAUGAAGAUUGGGAUAUAAUUCAUAGAAUUCAUCUGAGGGGAUCAUUCCUUGUCACCCGAGCUGCAUGGAAUCAUAUGAAAAAUCAGAAGUUUGGCAGGAUAAUUAUGACUUCCUCAGCUGCUGGAAUUUAUGGAAACUUUGGUCAGGCCAACUACAGUGCUGCAAAACUUGGCCUUUUGGGUCUUUCAAACACAAUUGCAAUUGAAGGCCGGAAGUACAACAUCCACUGCAACACCAUUGCUCCUACUGCUGGAUCCAGACUGACCCAGACUGUCAUGCCACAAGAUCUGAUCGAUGCUUUCAAACCAGAGUACGUUGCUCCAUUAGUUCUUUGGCUUUGCCACGAGAGCUGUAUGGAGAAUGGCAGUCUGUUUGAGGUGGGAGCCGGAUGGAUUGGAAAAUUGCGCUGGGAGCGAUCCUUGGGUGCUAUUGUCAGAGGAAAGGAUCAGCCAAUGACUCCUGAAGCAGUGAGAGAUAAGUGGGAGAAAGUCUGUGACUUUGAUAACGCCAGCAAACCUAGAAGUAUCCAAGAGUCCAUAAGUGUAUUGAAUGAUGCUCUAAGUCAGAUAGAGUCUCAAGGGAGCAUAUCUAUGAAUCCUACAAGCUCUGGAUCAGUGGUCUCUUCAUCUGUUGAUACAACCAACAUUGUUGGCCGGGAAUUGACUACAAAGGUGUAUACGUAUACUCACUUAGAGCCUAUUCUAUAUGCUCUUGGUGUGGGAAUGUCAACUAAGGAUCCAGAUCACCUGAAAUUUCUCUUUGAAGGAAGUGAAGAGUUCUGCUGCUUACCUAGCUUUGGAGUAAUUCCUGCUCAGACUUCAAUGUUUGAUGGUAUUCCUUCUCUUCCAGGACUAAAUAUUGAUCUUGCAAAGAUGCUGCAUGGUGAGCAAUAUCUGGAACUGUAUAAACCAUUACCAACCUCAGGACAACUAACUUCAGUUUCAACUAUUGCUGAUAUACUUGACAAAGGUUCGGGAGCAGUCUUGCUAAUAGAUGUGAAUACCUAUUGUGGAAAGGAUCUAGUGUGCUUUAACCAAUUCUCCUUGUUUUUCGUUGGAGCUGGAGGGUUUGGUGGAAAACGAACAUCAGAAAAGGCCAAGGUAACAGUGAAUCCACCCAAGAGACCCCCUGAUGCUGUACUUUCUGAUGUCACAACAGCUGAUCAGGCUGCCUUAUAUCGGCUUAGUGGGGAUUGGAAUCCUUUACAUGUUGAUCCAAGUUUUGCUGCGCUUGGAGGAUUUCAGAAGCCCAUACUUCAUGGACUAUGCACCUUUGGGUUUGCUGCGAGAAACGUUUUGAAGCAGUUUGCAAAUAAUGAUGUGACCAGAUUCAAGGCAAUCAAGGUGCGCUUUGCAAAGCCAGUCAUUCCAGGGCAGACUUUACAAACAGAAAUGUGGAAGGAAGGAGAUAGAAUCCAUUUUCAGACCAAGGUCAAGGAGACUGGAGACAUUGCUAUUGCAGGGGGCUAUGUGGAUCUAACUUCAGCUGUCGAUAAGGCUUUUGCUCGGGAGCCUUUGAAGACUGCAGGGCUGCAGAGUGACCUUGUGUUUGAAGAAAUAGGCCGUCGCGUCAAAGAGAUUGGAAAUGAAUUGGUAAAGAAAGUAAAUGCCAUAUUCCAGUGGGACAUAACUAAAGAUGGAAAAACAGCAAUGCAAUGGACAAUUGACUUGAAGAAUGGCUCUGGGGCUGUGUAUCAAGGACCUGCAAGAAGUUCUGCUGAUACUACCUUCACUCUCUCAGACCAAGAUUUUAUGGAUGUGGUGCAACAAAAGACCAACCCCCAAAAGGCAUUCUUUUCUGGUAAGCUAAAAGUGAAGGGGAACAUCAUGCUGAGCCAGAAACUGGAAACAAUCCUGAAAGAUUAUGCCAAACUCUGAAUUGCUCAAUCAUCUACCACAGUAGUGAAGAACUUCAGAAAACAGAAACUUCAAUUACUUCAGAAGCAAUGAUUAAAACACUUUGUAGACUACGUAACAUUAAUGUACUGAUUCAUUAAACUGCUAAUAUACAAGCUAUUUUAAUUGCUGUAGACACAAUUAUGAAAUGACCGUAACCGUUAAUAGUGUUCCUUCUUUGUUUCUCAGCAUCAGUACAGAAUCAUACUUUUCUCAUUGUACAUCUUUCUCUGAAUAAAAGGUAUGUAGUUCUUAUAAAGAUGCAUAUAUUUCUAUAUUAAUUCUAAUGAAAAUUAAAUGAAUAUACCUCUUUAAUAUU
Oxyura jamaicensis (ruddy duck) is the source of this 2636-nucleotide messenger RNA. RefSeq names its product hydroxysteroid 17-beta dehydrogenase 4 (gene HSD17B4). The transcript has 24 exons. Gene Ontology annotation, molecular function: oxidoreductase activity. The record is from RefSeq and is a predicted model, not a curated record. Bases 86 to 2299 code for a protein of 737 amino acids. Lineage: Eukaryota; Metazoa; Chordata; Aves; Anseriformes; Anatidae.